Messenger RNA from Lotus japonicus, 704 nucleotides. Its product is annotated as 40S ribosomal protein S3-3-like. Bases 65 to 511 code for a protein of 148 amino acids. Gene Ontology annotation, cellular component: cytosolic small ribosomal subunit; nucleus. Gene Ontology annotation, molecular function: structural constituent of ribosome. The record is from RefSeq and is a predicted model, not a curated record. Lineage: Eukaryota; Viridiplantae; Streptophyta; Magnoliopsida; Fabales; Fabaceae. Gene Ontology annotation, biological process: translation. The transcript has 4 exons.
AACAACAAUCACCUCUGUGACAAUUUUAUUGAUAAUCUAUUUCUUCUUAACUCUACACUGCACUAUGCAACCAGUAAUACAUGCUGUCUCGCGCCUCUUCUCUCUCCACCUUCCUUCUCAUUCGCGACAAUCAGCAAGAAGCGAAAGGGCUUGCUAUGGUGUUUUGAGAUUUGUCAUGGAGAGUGGCGCGAAGGGAUGUGAGGUCAUAGUCAGUGGAAAGUUGAGAGCCCAGAGAGCUAAAUCCAUGAAGUUCAAGGAUGGAUACAUGAUUUCUUCUGGGCAGCCAGUCAAGGAUUACAUUGACUCUGCAGUGAGACAUGUGCUACUUAGACAGGGUGUACUUGGUAUCAAGGUGAAGAUAAUGCUUGAUUGGGAUCCUAAAGGGAAACAGGGUCCUAAAACUCCCCUCCCUGAUAUUGUCACAAUCCACACUCCUAAAGAGGAGGAUGAAUACAUCCAACCUGCUGCUGCUUUGGCAGAGGAUGUUGAGGUCCCAGUUGCAGUUGCUUAAAAGGUUUUUAUUUCUCCGGAGUAGUAAUUCACUGUAGCCGAGUGUCUGGUUUUUGUUUAUGCUAUGUUUCAAAACCUCAUCAAAAUUUUGUAGUUUCUCAACUGUUGUAAAAGUUGUUAUACUUGGGGUUGGUUACAAGGAUUGCAUUGAUUGUUUUUUUUAUUACCUUAAGCAGUUAGAAUUUUCAGUGCGU